Messenger RNA from Plasmodium cynomolgi strain B, 870 nucleotides. RefSeq names its product zinc-finger RAN binding protein. The record is from RefSeq and is a predicted model, not a curated record. The coding region runs from base 1 to 870 and encodes 289 amino acids. The transcript has 2 exons. Lineage: Eukaryota; Apicomplexa; Aconoidasida; Haemosporida; Plasmodiidae.
AUGUGUAGUAAAGCAAAGUUCCCAAAAAAGGGGAAUGACCCCAAGUCGAAUAAAGAGGUACGGACUGGCAAAGGUGGAGGACACUAUGACAUUCAGGGAAGUAACGAAAAGAGAGUCCAUGACUCGGACGAUGAAGAGUAUGAUGAAUUUGGUCGGAAGAAAAAGAGGAAGAUAGUAGAUAAGGAUGUCAAAAAGGACAAGGAUAGGGGCGAUAAUGACACGAGCAGGGACGCAAGUGGCUACAGCAACAACAGAGAGUCCUUCUACAAAAAGGACACGUACAGAAGCAGACACUUUAAUCGCUCCCGGUCGAGGAGUUUCACGUCAAGUGAUUACCAAAGAGGUGGCGGUGCAGGCGGAGGCAGAGGCAGAGGUAGAGGUAGAGGCGGCUAUUACAAGAAUUACUACGACCGGAGGAAGCAGGACGGGGGGUACAGCGCCGGUCGGUACGAUGGAGGCAGCAGGUACGAUGGAGGCAGCAGGUAUGAUGGAAGCAGUAGGCAUGAUGGAAGCAGCAGGCAUGAUGAUCGAAGCAGGCAUGAUGAUCGAAGCAGGCAUGAUGACCGAAGCAGGCAUGAUGACCGAAGCAGGCAUGAUGACCGAAGCAGGCAUGAUGACCGAAGCAGGCAUGAUGACCGAAGCAGGCACGAUGGCCGAAGCAGAUACGACGACCGAAGCAGGUACGAUGGCCGAAGUAGACAUGAUGAGCGGAACCGCCAGGGCGACAACCGGCACGACGACGGCAGCACGCACGAGCGAAAACCGAACUACGACAGUGAUAGGCAGCACCAAGACAGGGCGGGCAGCUCCGACGAGGCGGAGAAUGACAGGCGAGCCGAUUACGACCGAAGGAGGUAUAAACGGGACUAA